Messenger RNA from Cuscuta epithymum, 2105 nucleotides. NCBI's taxonomy places the organism in Eukaryota, Viridiplantae, Streptophyta, Magnoliopsida, Solanales, Convolvulaceae. The record is from the annotation of a GenBank genome assembly.
AUAAUGUGUAUGGGACAGCUUCUUUCAUUUGUGUUCAGCAGCCUUUCUAGCACGGUUAAAAUUGGAAGAAAGGGGAAAACCUGGUCGUAGCAAGUGAUGAAACAGGGCAGGAUUUGAACGCAGGAGGAGGAUUGAUAAGAGAAUCCGCAUAAUAUAUGCCACCACCCUCCAACCUCAACGUUCACGUACGAACAGUUCUUGAGCAAUGCAGCCAUAUCAAUCAUCUCCAGCAGCUUCAAGCACAUCUGAUCGUCCUCGGCCAUGGUCAAACUCAAUUCUACGCGUCCAAGCUCGUACGCUUUUGUACAGUAUCGUUCUCCAACCUUGGCUAUGCUCGCUUCAUUUUCGACCAUCUCCGAUCCCCCAAUGUUCAUCUCUACACUGCCUUGAUCACUGCCUACAAUUUGCAUUUGGAUUACAAAUCUGCUCUUCUAAUGUACAGAGAAAUGGUCCGGAGAGGAAGUUCGAAGCCGAAUGAGUUCAUCUUUCCUUUAAUCUUGAAGUCUUCUCCUGAAGUCGUCAAGCAUUUCGGAACUCAAAUUGUGCAUGCUCAGAUUGAGAAAAACGGUUUUUUGGAAUACCCAGUUGUAAAAACGGCGCUUUUGGAUUCGUACUCUAGGUUUUCGGCUGAUAUAACGAUUGCUAGAGAACUGUUCGAUGAAAUGUCUGUGAGAAACGUGGUAUCAUGGACUGCUAUGAUUUCUUGCUUGACUAGAGUUGGAAAGGUGGGAGAUGCCAUUUUAUUGUUUGAAGAAAUGCCUGAGUCUCUGAGAGAUACUCCUUCUUGGAAUUCUAUUAUCUCAGGGUGCACACAGAAUGGUUUGUUUCCGGAAGCACUUCUGUUUUUCAGGAGGUUGGUUCUUGAGGAGACGGUGAGUAAUCUGAAUAGACCAAACCAGACCUCUGUGGUGUGUGCACUUUCUGCGUGUGGACACAGUGGAAUGCUUCAACUGGGAAAGUGCAUUCAUGGAUAUAUGCUCAGGAUUGGAAUCCCCUCCGAUUCAUUCACUUUGAAUGCUCUAAUUGAUAUGUAUGGAAAAUGUGGGAGUUUGAAAGAAGCAAGAACAGUCUUUGAUAUAAGCCCGAAGAGAAGUUUGACAUGUUGGAAUUCUAUAAUCAAUUCUUUUGCUCUUCAUGGUCACUGGAGAAGUGCUAUUGGUGUAUUUGAAGAGAUGUUGCGGCGUAGAGAUCUAGUAAAGCCCGAUGGGGUGACUUUCAUUGGGUUACUAAAUGCUUGCACACAUGGGGGAUUGGUAGAGGAGGGGCUUAGUUUCUAUGAUUCGAUGACUAGGGAAUACAUGAUUGAGCCUGAGAUUAAUCAUUAUGGUUGCUUAGUUGACCUACUUGGCAGGGCAGGGAGGUUCAAUGACAUCAUGGAAGUUAUCAAGGGUAUGAGGGUUCCUCCCGAUGAGGUGGUCUGGGGUUCUUUGCUUAACGGGUGUAAGAUUCAUGGGCGAACAGAUUUGGCUGAGCUUGCUCUAAAGAAAUUGAUUGAGAUAGAUCCUAGCAAUGGUGGGUAUUAUGCAAUGUUGGCUAAUAUAUGUGGGGGACUUGAGAAGUGGGAUGAUGCUUUGAGGUUAAGGAAGAUAAUAAAUGCGCAGAAUGCUUAUAAGUUACCAGGUUGCAGUUGGAUUGAGAUUGACAACCAAGUUCAUCAGUUCUAUUCUUUUGACAAAUCCCAUUCUAUGACUGCAGAUAUUUAUUUGACUUUGGAGUCUAUACUCAGCUCUUCUAUCCUAUAAGUCUCCCUUCUAGAGUGAUGGUUUAUGGAGACAAUACCUAGCCAGACUGUAUACGUAGUCCUGAUCACCACAUAAAAUCUGAAAUAGGGAUGCACUCCGAAUAUAAAUAGCUAUUAUUCUUGAGUAUAUAAUGCAUUUUAAAAUAGUUAGAAAUCCCUGACUUGGUAGUCCCUCCUGAUAUUCUUCUGAUGAACGGGGUAAAUAAAUCUUCAUUUUCGGAUUUUGUAACACAAAGUUCAUUCCGAACUUCCACAUUCUCACACCAGCUGUUUUUCUGCCUACCGAUGUAUGUAUAGGGCCUGCUCAUUCAGUCAUUUGGACUUGGAAAUUCUGUUUUGUGCUGGUCUCGUCCGGUCUAUUUUG